CCGACCCGGAUCCGAGGCGGAACUCAGCGGUCGGUUAGCAACGACAUCAACAGCAGGAUGCUCGAACAGCUGUCGCACUGAUCGAACGCACCGGAACUCUGCGUUCUGAUCCGCGCGUCCGUUCAAACCGCGCCGGCAGGAGCGCGUGCACGGCGCCUGACCCCCGGCUCACGGACGAGGUCUGAAGAGGAGGAGAGAGAGACAUGAGUCACCGGAGAGAGAGCGGGCGGACCGGGAUGCACCGCUGCUGCUGCUGCUGCGGAGCUAACAGGCUAACAGGCUAACAGGCUAACCGUCAGAAGUUUAUCUACACGUCGUGACAGAGACACACGACAACAUGGACUCACUGCUGGACUUUGAGGAGUGUGUGAAAGACUCACCUGAGUUCAGAUUGAACCUGGAUCAGUUUGAGAAGGAAGUUUCUCUGCUGGAGUCAAACAUGGACAAGGCGAUGAAGCUGUGCGGCAGGAUGGUGGAGGCGGGUCAAGCGUACAGUUCAGCCAAUCAGCUGUUCCUGAGCAGCCUAGCCGAGCUCUCCGUGUACCAGAGGAAGGACAGCGUCAUCACUAACUGUCUGAACCAGUUCAACCAGGGCCUGCAGGAGAUGGUCGGCUUCCACACUAUGUUGUUUGAUCAGACUCAGAGAGCCAUCAGUCAACAGAUGACCAACCUCUGUACACAGUUCCUCCCCCAGCUGGCAGAGACCAGGAGGGAGUUUGUUCGAAUCGGCGUCGAUUUGGAGACGGCGGCGGUGAAAAACGCUCAGGUGUCUCGUCACAGAGCAGUCGACGCCGAGCGGGCGAGUCACCUGCUGCUCGCCACGCGCAAAUGUCACCAGCACUUUGCCCUGGACUACUGUCUGCAGCUAAAUACCUUCAAAACUCAGCAGAGGGUCGACAUCCUCAACUCAGUCUUUUCUUUCGUCCAGGCUCAGUUCACCUUCUUCCAUCAAGGCUUCGACCUCCUCAGAGACCUGGAUCCCACCAUGAAGACCAUGGCAGCACAGUUGUCCCAGCUGUCCACAGACUGUGCAGCUGAAAGAAAAGAGCUGGAGAACAAACACCUGCUGGUGCAGCAGAGAGAUGCCUCAGGUGAGCAGAUGGUCGGCCCGUGUCCUGGGAGUGAUGACAUCAUCCAGGGUUACCUGUUCAAACGUUCCAGGAGGAAAACCAGAACCUGGAAGAGAUGCUGGUUUUCCAUCAGAGACAAUCGGCUCCUCUACAGGAAGUCACACAAGGACGACGCCGUGGUUCUGUUUCACGAUCUCAGACUCUGCGCCGUCAAAUCCCUGGAACACGUCGAGCGGCGCUUCUGCUUCGAACUGCUCUCCGUCCAGAUGUGCUGCGCCCUGCAGGCCGACUCGGAGAAGCUGAAGCAGGCCUGGCUCAGCGCGCUGCAGGGCAGCAUCCACCUCGCGUACAGGGAGGGAGCCAGAGCGCAGCUCACUCAGCCUAAAGAGGCCCCCUCCCUCCUGUGCGGUGGGGGCGACUCGCCCGGCCCCCCCACCCAGAGGCAGGCGGCCCUGGGCGUGGCCCUGAGGGGCCCCGGGAACCGGCGCUGCUGCGACUGCGAGGAGGAGGAGCCUCGCUGGGCCUCCAUCAACCUGGGCGUCACCAUGUGCAUCGAGUGCUCCGGCAUACACAGGAGCCUGGGUGUUCACCUGUCGAAGGUUCGAUCGCUCACCCUGGACUCAUGGGAGGCCGAGCAGCUGAAGCUCUUUUGCGUUUUAGGAAAUGACGUCAUGAACCGGAUCUACGAGGCUCGAUGUUCAGAGGAAGGACUAGUCAAACCCACGUCCGACAGCUCGCGAGCCGAGAAAGAGACGUGGAUCAAAGAGAAAUAUGUGGAGAAGAGAUUUGUGCGGAACAGCGGCGCCGACGGAGCUCGUGAAUCCGAUGCCGGGCUGCGCCUGUAUCGGUCGGCGUUGGCGGGAGACCUGGUUGCCAUGGCGGCGGCGCUGGCCGAGGGGGCGGCCGUCAACGGCAGCAACGCCGAGGAGGAGGGACGCACGGCGCUCAUUGGAGCCACCGUCGGGGGGUCGCUGUUGGCCUGCGAGUUCCUGCUGCAGAACGGAGCGAACGUCAACCACCGAGACCUGAGGGGGCGGGGAUCGCUGCACGCCGCUGCCACCGCCGGACACACCGGUCAGGUGUGUCUGCUGUUGAAGAGAGGAGCCAAUCAGUACGCUGUGGACGAGAGAGGGCAGGACCCGUUGGCCAUCGCCGUGGAAACGGCCCACGCUGACAUCGUCACGCUGCUGCGAAUGGCCAGGAUGAAUGAAGAGAUGAGAGAUUCAGAGGGAGUCUUCGGAUCUGCCGGGGACGACGAGACGUUUCAGGACAUCUUCCGCGACUUCAGCAACAUGGCCUCUCACGAUCCAGAGAAACUCAGCCGGCGGCAGUUCAGCCGAGGACGAGAGGAGGAUGACGAGGAGGAGGAGGAGCAGGAGAAACGGUGAACAGGCAAAACAGUGUUGAAAAGACAUCGGAGUGACAGAAGCCGAGGCCGGAGGUCCGUCGGGCCGCAGACCUCCUCAGAACCUCGGCAGGUUUCAUUUCAACAUUCAGAAGAGCUUACUGAUUCAUACACAUAAGAUAUAACGACGUAGUCUCAUAUAGUCUUAUUAACAACAUAAUAUAUGUAAUGUUCAGUUACUACGUGUGACCACCAUGGAAGAUGAUGGAUGAGGAACUGAAUCUGCCUCGGACGCCAGAGACGGAAUAUUCUCGUCUGAGAAGCCUGAAAGUCGCUUUGUCCUUAAAGAGGGCGUCUGCAGGUCGUGAGUUCACUUCAACUUCAAGACCUUAAGGAUACCUUAAUUUAAUUAUUUAUUUUUUAAUGGUUAAUCAUCUGUUUGAUGAUCAGAUCAUUAUAAUAACAGGAUUUAUUGUAUUAUUCAGCGGGAAGGUGCUAAGAGAACCUUCAUAUCUGUCCGGUCAGGAAACGUAAUAAUUUAAAUCCUGGUUUUAAAGAUUUGAUUCUAGUUUAACGUUGACCCCACUGACUCCUCCUCCUUCACCAGGUUCACAUCUGUGGUUCGUACUGAGAGUCACUGGAUGGAUUCAUGUGGUUUACUGUGGUUCAGACGUUCAUGUUCCCCAGAGGAUGAACUGUAUUUAACUCCUGUGAUCCUCUGACUGUUCAUGUGGCGCCACCAUCAGGUCGACAUUUCAAUGUGUCCAACACUUGUGACCCGAUACAGAGAAGAAACGACAGCGUUUGAUUUGAAAUGUCCCACUUGUUGUAGUUUUUGUUUAUAUCAAAUGCAUUUGCUUGGCUGAGUGCAGUGAGUCCCGACGGCUCGUUUGAAGGCGCAGCGUCUGAAUACGAUCCGUGUGUGGAGGGGUUGAUACUUUCUUGUUCACGGGAGCUUUUAAUGAUUUGAACUUGAAUGAGCGUGAAGUUCCUUCUGCCACUUUCCUCACAGACUUCAGCACGCUCAGGAUACAAAGUGUUUCAUUAACUUUCAUGUUGUAGUUUGUUGUGACCCAACAGCCCCGAGGCCGAUCUGAGAUGUCACGCUGCUGCUGCACAAACGUCCACCCACAUUUUAAGCCAGAAAAUUUCAAACCUUGUGACGGACGACGAGCAGAUUCUGCCUCUGGGAGAAUUUCUGUUUUCACCUGAGAUGAAACAUUUCUAUUCACUCUGUUACUAACGUGAUGCUAAUAAAAGUCUUAAUCCUCGUCCAUGAGUCUCUGAAGGAUCAAGUAACUGAGUACUUGUACUUCCUCCUGUAAGUUACUUCAUACCAGAGCUCGGCCGGUAGAAAGCGUCUGAUGUGAGUCUUUCACAGACAUUACGUAUCUGUUGAGGUUUACUGACGUGAAAACUUAUUUUACUAAAUAAAACAAUGAAAAUGUUUAUAUUA
Scophthalmus maximus (turbot) is the source of this 3871-nucleotide messenger RNA. Its product is annotated as BAR_ACAPs and ArfGap_ACAP domain-containing protein. NCBI's taxonomy places the organism in Eukaryota, Metazoa, Chordata, Actinopteri, Pleuronectiformes, Scophthalmidae. Gene Ontology annotation, molecular function: protein binding; GTPase activator activity. Gene Ontology annotation, cellular component: cytoplasm. Bases 338 to 2458 code for a protein of 706 amino acids. The transcript is spliced from 21 exons. The record is from RefSeq and is a predicted model, not a curated record.